Homarus americanus (American lobster) is the source of this 1154-nucleotide messenger RNA. RefSeq lists its product as uncharacterized. The transcript has 9 exons. Bases 169 to 1119 code for a protein of 316 amino acids. The record is from RefSeq and is a predicted model, not a curated record. NCBI's taxonomy places the organism in Eukaryota, Metazoa, Arthropoda, Malacostraca, Decapoda, Nephropidae.
UCGUUCUGGAGGCAGCUGGUGGGUGGCUCACUUCACACAUCCAGUAGUCGUUCGUGCCUUCGUGGAGGCUGGCCUAGUACCUUCCUUCCUCACGGUGCAAGAGCGUGGUAGAUUGAUCCAUUACCGUAAAUUACUAUCACCUUUUGCAGAAUAAUAUCUUCACAUGAGAUGGUUCAAGAUAUAAACCAAGUGGACCUAAUGGUUUCAUGGGUGAUGAGGAAAUACGUCAAGUUCCUGGUACUAGGGGCACUCUCCUCCUGCGCCUUGCUCAAUCUGGCCCUCCGCGCAGGCACUGGUCUACACUACUACUGCCAAGACGAAUGUCUGACGGGGAUGUUGAAGAGCCCGCUCAAAUCCUUCGACAAGGACGUCAUCCAGCACAUCAGGGACUACUGGCUAGACCCACCUGCUCCCCGGGGGUCCUACAAACCAGACUUUCCUCUCGAGAACCCACCCUGGUCUACCGUAGGCAACUGGGCUGAGGCCUACAAGUUCAUCAACGAUUACUUCAAGAAUUACAAGAAUCCAGGCACCUAUAUGGAAAUCGGAGCCCAGGACGGAGAAUUCGCCUCGCUGUCGCUAUUCGUCGGGGAGCGCUUGGGGUUCCGUGGGGUACUGGUGGAGCCAAACCCUUAUCAUUACCAGAAGAUCAGGGCUGGGGGCAGGUCCGCCUACUCCAUCAACGCCUGCGCCACCCCUGACGGAGGCCACAGGAAGAACACACUGUGGUUGCGACAUACUCCGGGUAACUUGCCGCCUCUUCUUCAUCGUAUACAGGAAGGCAGCAACAGACUCCUUCAGUAUGUGUCCAAGGAGGAUCGUGAGCUGGGGGACUUAGUAGAGGUGCAAUGCUUCAGCGCCGGGGCAAUAGCUCGUGCUGCUCUAAACACUUCCAAAGUUGAUUUCCUUGUCAUCUCGACCCACGGCGGGGAGAUGGAUAUACUCAGCGCUCUUGGCCCCACGAUUAUGUUCAGAAUGAUCGUGGUGGUGGUGCCGUUAGCUACCAAGCAGGAAUAUGAUGAGCUGGAUGCUGCUGCUAAGUCGAGAGGCCUGAUAACAGCGUUCAACAAGAACAACAUACAUAUACUUAUUCCUGAAAAUGAAGUGAAAAUCGUGUAGGAGAGAGAGAGAGAGAGAGAUAGAGAGAGAGAGAG